This is a messenger RNA of Equus quagga, 2043 nucleotides long. It is a transcript of the gene MZT1, whose product is annotated as mitotic spindle organizing protein 1. Gene Ontology annotation, biological process: microtubule nucleation by interphase microtubule organizing center; mitotic spindle assembly; gamma-tubulin complex localization. The transcript has 3 exons. The record is from RefSeq and is a predicted model, not a curated record. Gene Ontology annotation, cellular component: centrosome; gamma-tubulin ring complex; spindle. NCBI's taxonomy places the organism in Eukaryota, Metazoa, Chordata, Mammalia, Perissodactyla, Equidae. The coding region runs from base 191 to 439 and encodes 82 amino acids.
UCCUCGCUUCACAUUCCGCGCAGAGUAACGAGGCUCCAAAUUCAAAUCAACGCAGCCUCACGCCGGCGACGAGCGCGAGGGGCGGAGCCUGCCCGGCGUGAGCGGGGGACGCGCGGUGUGAUUGCCCAGGAGAAAGGAAGGCGCUCCAGUUCCGGGUCAGGCCCUUCUCCCACCUCCCUCGGCCUCCGUCAUGGCGAGUAGUAGCGGCGGCGGGGCCGCGGCAGGGGCCGCGGCGGCGAAUCUGAAUGCGGUGAGGGAGACCAUGGACGUUUUGCUGGAGAUUUCAAGAAUUUUGAAUACUGGCUUAGAUAUGGAAACUCUGUCUAUUUGUGUACGGCUUUGUGAACAAGGAAUUAACCCAGAAGCUUUAUCAUCAGUUAUUAAGGAACUUCGCAAGGCCACUGAAGCACUCAAGGCUGCUGAAAAUAUGACAAGCUGACUUUCUGGAGAAAUCCUGAUGGGAUAUGUCAAGCUCUGCAGGAAGAUUUGAAGAUUGCAUUGGAGUCAAGAAUGUACAAUGAAAUUGCUGCAUGCAGCAGUGUAGAAACAUUUUCCUUUUUUAAAAGAAUUAUAAAACCAUAGCUUUAUAAAUCAGUGGAAAGUGGCUUACAGUGAGAACUAUCAGAUGUGUUUAUGUCACAUCUUACUUUUUUUUUAACAGCUCUAGUGCUUUGGCAUUGCUCUGUUCAUAUUGAUGUGUUCCUUAUUUGUAGCUCUGAUAGCUUUAAUUUUCUAAGCAGUCUGUCCAUCAGUUGUGCACGUCUCCUGUGCCUGGUCGAAGUACAGUGGAACCCAUCAGUAGAAAUGUAGUAAUGACUUGUUGACAUUUCCAUUAUAAACUUUCAUUUUGAAUUGUUUAUGCAUAAUAACUCUGGAUUUACGUUGUUUGGGGCUGAAAGUUGACAAAAUUUCAGCCACCGUUUGUGAAUUUUGGUUUAGAUGCGUUAUGUAUAUCAGAAUCUUGCUUUUUAUAAGAGCAUGGAAAACAUGUUGUAAUCUGCUCUUUAACAAAGAAUAUUUAGUUUUUUAAACCCAGAGUUUGACUGGCAGUUAAUAGUGAGAACCAGAUUGUUUUUGUAUUGAUUUAAAAAUAGAACUUUGAGAAACUUAGAUUUUAAAAGUAGUGACUAGCUUAUUAGCUUCGUUAUUUAUCAUUUGAAUCAUUUAAAUUUAAUGAGAAUAUUAAUUGAGCAUGUUUUUCUUUCUAAGUUUUGUACUCUGUAAAUGAUGGCCUAAAAAACAUAAAAGGAAACAUUUCCAACAUGCAAAAUUCCUUUUUUACUUUUAUUGCAUAAAAAUCAGGUGCUUCCCUAGUACAUCCUGAGUGGUUAUCUAGCAAGUCACUGAAUAGGAGGUGUCUUUCAACAAGUAUUUUAAUAUUUUCUGAAGGAAUAAAGAUUACAAGUCAUUAAACAGAAAUAAUCAGAUGUUCUGAAGCAAGAAUUAUAAAUGUCUUUCUGAGAUGAUUUUUGUGUGUCAUUAUUUUAACCAUUAAAGUUUUAACUAGUUAAAGUAAUGGUUCAAAAUAAAUUACAGAAAAUUUAGGAUAGUAUUCAUUCUGUUCCUGUAAGAGACUUUCAACGGAAUAUUUGUCCCAAGACUAGUACUGAGUUAAUCUGAUUUUGUUUCUUAAAUUUUAGGCUUCGUUAGCUUCUGUUUAAAUAACAGUACAAGCAUUCACUCUUUAGCAGCAUUUUUUACUGACAAACUGAAGUAGUUUUAAAAGGCUUAGUAAGGUUUAAAUGGCAACCUUCUGUACUGCCAUUUUUAAAAAUCUAGUCUUUUGACUAUUUUGACUUAUAAAUGCAUGGCAUCUUUACCAAGUGCACUGGAAGGUUUAUUAUUGACAGAAUUGGUUGGCAGACAAUAAUCACUUGUGAUGUUAUUGGUUUGAUCAUAAACACUGAAAAUACUGCAUGUUGUUAUUUUUUUAAAGAUUGGCACCUGAGCUAACAUCUGUUGCCAAUCUUUUUUUUUUUUCACUCCUCCUUCUCCCCAAAGACCCCCAGUACAUAGUUGCAUAUUCUAGUUGUAGGUCGUUCU